Messenger RNA from Phoenix dactylifera (date palm), 2748 nucleotides. Its product is annotated as serine/threonine-protein kinase-like protein CCR4. Gene Ontology annotation, molecular function: protein kinase activity; ATP binding. NCBI's taxonomy places the organism in Eukaryota, Viridiplantae, Streptophyta, Magnoliopsida, Arecales, Arecaceae. Gene Ontology annotation, biological process: protein phosphorylation. The record is from RefSeq and is a predicted model, not a curated record.
GGGGUCUUUUUAGAAUGCGAUAGACUUGGUCUUUGGUCAGUUUAGUCUACCAAGCCGCGUCUGCUCUCCCCCGUGUCCUCCUCUUCCUCAUGCAUGACGCUAGGUUGAAUCCCCCCACCUUUAGGAACAAAAUACCAAAAAAGAAAGUUCCAUUAACCCUUCAAACACCACCGCCUCCUCCCUCUCAUCCCUCCUCUCUCCACCACCACCUCAUUUUUCUCCAAGCUACAAUGCAAUUUUCCACCACCACCAUAUACAACCAACCUUCAUUUCAAUGUCUCCUUCAAGAACUUCUCCAUGUCUCUUCCUCUUGUUAGUCUUCCUCUCCUUCUCAAUCCCCUCCACCUUCUCCUCCCCUCUCUCCACCAUAUCCAUCUCCCAUUUCUCCAACGUCACCUUAGUCUGCGCCCUUGUCCAAUCCUCCCCCACCAAUUUCUUUGAUCUGAACUGCACCGCCCUCCCUUAUCGAACCCAACGCUCUUACCCCUCCGGCGCCGUGCCCUAUGCCGCCGUCGCCGCAGGCGAUGACUUCCUGUGCGCCCUCACGUCGCCCCCCGACAAUUCGAAUGCCACGAUGAGGUGGUGGCACUUCGCCAUCCAUGGCUCCGACCCCGGGAAGCGGAUCUACCGGGGCCCAUCUCUCGUGGCCCUCGCCGCAGGCGACUCCCGCGUCUGCGGGCUCAUCGGCGAUGCGCGCAAGCCCACUUGCUGGCGGUGGCCCGAAGUCUCCUUCCCGGCUGGCCUAAGCUUCACCGAUAUCGCCGUCGGCAGGGAUUUCGUCUGCGGGUUAUCCAACUAUGGAUCGAUCAAGUGCUUCGGAAACGACUCCGAUAUCGUCGGACGCGAGCAUCCCGGGAACUUCAGCUCGGUUGCCGCUGGUUCCCGACAUGCAUGCGGCAUCACCACCGACGGCAAAUUAUCUUGCUGGGGCGCCGGAGCCCCGAAGGUACCUGAUUUCCCCACCGGCAUCGUUUCCAUGGCAUUGGGAGCUAACCGGACAUGCGUGCUCCGUGCCAAUGGGACUGUGCUCUGCUGGGGGGACAACCCUCAGCUGCCCUGCGACAUCGCCGCCGAGGAAUUCAUCACUAUCGAAGCGAAGGGCGACGCGGUCUGCGGCAUCCUGACGGCGAACUUCUCUGUGGUCUGUUGGGGGAGCGAAAUUUUCCGACAAAACCACGUCGUCUACGACCGCGCCAAGCCGGGGACCUGCGUGCCGACCUCGCGCUGUAACUGCAGCUUCUUCCCCGGCUCCGGCAGCUUCUGUUCCGACAACCAAGUCAUCUGCCAGCCUUGCAACCUCCGGCUCAAGUCAAGCAGCCCACCCCCAUUUCCGCCGCCGACCAAUUCAACCCAAAGCAGCGGCGGCACCAGCAGCAGCAAGAAGGGAAGACUGGUCUUCAUAGUGCUGGGAUCGGUUGGACUCGGUCUGGGAAUUUCAGCCGCGAUCGGCUUCGUAGUCUUCAAACAUUGUACCAAGAGAAGCAACGGCCGGGUCCACGACACGUUGGGGAUGGGUUCGAUGAGGCCAACUCCCCGAGUCGGGCCGAUUCUAGACGGCCGACUCGGUCCAUUUGUUGAAGAGUUCUCCAUGGAAGCCCUCCUUAGGGCCACGGACGACUUCGCCGAGUCGCACAAGAUCGGGUCCGGCAGCUUCGGGCUGGUCUACCGCGCGACCCUCGCCGACGGCCGGGUCGUCGCCAUCAAGCGCGCGCACCUCGCGAGCUCCUCCUCCCGAACCAUCCACAAACGCCGAGUCCAGGAACGAGCUUUCCUCUCCGAGCUCGCCGUCUUGUCCCGAGUCAAUCACAAGAAUCUGGUCCGGCUGUUCGGCUACUGCCAGGAGCACGGCGAGAAGGUGCUGGUGUAUGAGCUCAUGGCCAAUGGCACGCUGCACGACCACCUCCACAAGCUCAAGAACUCGCCGCUGAAUUCGUGGAAGGCGAGGCUGAAGGUGGCCCUCGACGCGGCGCGGGGGAUCGAGUACCUGCACAGGUACGCCGUGCCGGCGAUCAUUCACCGAGACAUCAAGUCGUCAAACAUUUUGCUCGAUGUGGAGUGGACGGCGAAGGUGGCGGACUUCGGGCUGUCGUUGACGAGCCCCGGCGACGAAAUCAGCGCGGCGGGGACCGUCGGGUACAUGGACCCGGAGUACUACAGGCUGCAGCGGCUGACGGCGAAGAGCGACGUGUAUAGUUUUGGGGUGGUGCUUUUGGAGCUGGUGACGGGGUGCAAGGCGAUCCAUCGGAGUGGGGAGGGGAGCGACUCGCCGAGGAAUGUCGUGGAGAUGGCAGUGCCGUGGAUCGAGGCCGAUGAAGUGGACCGGGUGCUGGACCGGAGGAUCGCACCGCCGACUCCCGCGGAGGUGGAGGCGGUGGCGUACGUGGGGUACGUGGCGGCGGAGUGCGUGAGGCCGGAGGGGAGGGAGAGGCCGGAGAUGAGCGAGGUGGUGGCGGCGUUGGAGCGGGCGGUGGCGGCGUGUUGGGUGGCGGGGUUGGACCGGUCCGAGACGCAGCGGUCUCGGUAGAACUGGUGGGUUUUGGACCGUGUUCGCAAGCGGAGGUGGGAGAGUUACGUGUGAUGGCCGCAUCUCAGUAAUUGCGACAUGUCGCUCGCAACCUUUUUGAUUUUUUGUUCCUUUUUUUUUUUUUUUUUUUUGCUUGGCUCGUAAACAAAUCAAUUAACAAUUGGUGUUUGAUUUUUUCCCCGUGUAAUUCAUUCAAUUAACAAAGUCGAUAUUUUUUCCCCCAA